Apiotrichum porosum is the source of this 1611-nucleotide messenger RNA. RefSeq names its product Malate synthase, glyoxysomal (gene ACU9). Gene Ontology annotation, molecular function: malate synthase activity. The record is from RefSeq and is a predicted model, not a curated record. Lineage: Eukaryota; Fungi; Basidiomycota; Tremellomycetes; Trichosporonales; Trichosporonaceae. The transcript has 4 exons. Gene Ontology annotation, biological process: glyoxylate cycle. Bases 1 to 1611 code for a protein of 536 amino acids. Gene Ontology annotation, cellular component: cytoplasm; peroxisomal matrix.
AUGUCGCUCCCCGCCGGUGUCACCAUCACCCUCCCCAUCCCCUCGGGUGCUGAGAAGAUCCUCACCCCCGAGGCCGUCCAGUUCCUCACCGUCCUCCACCGCACCUUUGACAAGCGUCGUCUCCAGCUCCUCGAGAACCGCAAGAAGGUCCAGGCCGAGCUCGACAAGGGCAAGCCCCUCAACUUCCUCCCCGAGACUGCCAACAUUCGCGCAGAGGCUUCGUGGGCAUGCGCUCCCCCCGCACCUGGUCUCGAGGACCGUCGCGUCGAGAUCACCGGCCCCACCGACCGCAAGAUGGUCAUCAACGCGCUCAACUCGGGUGCCAAGACGUUCAUGGCCGACUUUGAGGACUCGAACUCGCCCACCUGGGACAACAUGGUCCUCGGCCAGGUCAACCUCUACGACGCGGUCCGCAACCAGAUCGACUCGGUGAUCGGCGGCAAGGAGUACAAGCUCAAGCCCAAGCACGCCGUCCUGCUCGUGCGCCCCCGUGGCUGGCACCUCGAGGAGACCCGUUUCCUCGUCGACGGCGCCCCCAUGUCCGGUGGUCUCUUCGACUUUGGUCUCUACUUCUUCCACAACGCCAAGGAGGCCAUCGCCCGCGGCUUUGGCCCAUACUUUUACCUCCCCAAGAUGGAGCACCACCUCGAGGCACGUCUCUGGAACGACGCCUUCAACCUCGCCACUUCGUACAUUGGCGCGCCCCAGGGCUGCAUCCGCGGCACCGUCCUCAUCGAGACCCUCCCGGCCGCCUUCCAGAUGGAGGAGAUUCUCUACGAGCUCCGCGAGCACUCGUCGGGCCUCAACUGCGGUCGCUGGGACUACAUUUUCUCGUUUAUCAAGCGCCAGCGUGCCCUCCGCUCGGCCGUUUUCCCCGACCGCACCGACGUCACCAUGACCGUCCCCUUCAUGUCCGCCUAUGUCUCCCUUCUCGUCCAGACCUGCCACAAGCGCAAGGUCGCAGCCAUGGGCGGCAUGUCGGCCCAGAUCCCCAUCAAGAACGACCCCAAGGCCAACGACGCCGUCAUGGACAAGGUCCGUGCCGACAAGCUCCGCGAGGUCACCGCCGGACACGACGGUACUUGGGUUGCCCACCCGGCUCUCGUCCCCAUCGCCAUGGCCAUCUUUGACGAGCACAUGAAGGGCCCCAACCAGUACUUUGUCCGUCGCGAGGAAGUUAGCGUUACCGCCAAGCAAAUUGCCGACCCGAAAGUCCCCGGUCAAGUCACCGACGUCGGUGUCCGCGAGAAUGUCUCCGCCGCGCUUUCUUACUGCGCUGCUUGGAUCUCUGGCAACGGUUGCGUGCCCAUCAACAACUUGAUGGAAGAUGCCGCAACGGCGGAAAUCGCUAGAGUCCAGCUGUGGCAGUGGGUCAAGUACGGCUCGAAGACCAGCUCCGGCAAGCAGAUCACCCCGGCGUACCUCAAGCCUAUUUUUGCUGAGGAGUCUGCCAAGGUCGCGUCUAUCAAGGGCAUCUCUGCCGACCACGUGCGCAUCUCGUCCGACUACAUGCUUGCCCAGGUCCAGGCUCAGUGGCCCAGCGAGUUCUUGACGAGCGACCUCCAGGGCCACCUUGCCGGCGGCUCGGUUGUCCGCAAGGCCGGUCUCUAA